Molecule: messenger RNA, 1020 nt
Organism: Miscanthus lutarioriparius
Lineage: Eukaryota; Viridiplantae; Streptophyta; Magnoliopsida; Poales; Poaceae
Source: the annotation of a GenBank genome assembly
AUGGCGAUGUUUCUACUUCUCAAGGAAGGUAUCAGAUUGGGUUUACAUCUGCACCCCUUUGAAGUUUGUUCAGAUUGUCAAUUAGUGUUCAAUACACUUUGGGGAGCUCAUCGAAUUGAUCUAGAUGAUAGGAAUGCUGAUCUUUUGAAGUUGCUAAAGUAUAUGAGGAGGUAUUACACAAGUUUGAUCCCCGAAUGGCAGCAAAGGGAGAAGAUGUUUUGGGUUGAUGGCUUGAUGAGGGUAAUGAAGUUAGAAGGACCUGACACUAAUGUGGACCUCCGAAGCCUUCUGAAAAAGGUGAAAAGUUACCUUAGUGGGAAGCCGCUGUUUAAAUUCACGCAAAAACAAGGCUCCUUCAACAGUUUGAUUAAGAAAAUAAGGGAGGAGUCAAGGCAGUCAAGUCUUCUAGACUCGCAGCAGUCAAGUCCUCCUCUAGACUCGCAGCAGUUAAGUCCUCUGGACUUGCACCAAAGAUACCAGUCAGAAGUUGAAGAAAAGGAUAAAGCAGAUAUAUUGUCCCACAUUAUUACAGCACUGAGACCGUCCAAGGUUUUUAUUGUGAUGAAGGAAUCUCAGUCUGAAGCUAGAAGUAAGAUCUUGAAAAUGUAUGAGGACUGCAGAAUUGAGGAGACUAGUGAAGACAAAGAAAAGAAGAGAAGCCCCCAUCCUAACACUAAGUGGUCUCAAAGCUUUGACAAGCUGUUCAUAGUAGUUGAGUUGCCUGAGGCAAAGGAUAUUAUGCUGGAUUUGAAGCCUGAGGGCCAUUUUCACUUCUCUGCAAUGGGAGCUGAUGACAUGCCAUACGAGCUUGACCUCGAGCUAUUUGACGCUAUUAACCUUGAGAAGCUGGAUAUCAGAGCUGCAGCUUCUGAUCUUCAGAAUGAUGAAAACGAAGUGAUGAACGAAGCUAAUGAAGUUCGGUCAGAAAAAAAAGCUAAUGAAGAUGUGGGAGGAAGUAUGGUGGAGCAGAGUAAGGGGGAGGAAGCCCCGACAGGAGCUGCAAAGGAAGAGAAGCCAUGA